CGACCAUCGAUAUCAUUACCAUAAAGGAAUCAAUAUGCAAAAAAGUGUGAAUGUUUUGAUCAGAUAAUAUUUACGUGAACACUUCAACCACCAAGUGACAUUAUCCGUGAACUUUCGACACAUUACCAUAUGUGAAUUGUAUGGUAAUAAUUAAUUUUCAAUCUUUGGAUUCGUUUCGACUUAUACAGUUCAAAUCGGCUAGUAAAGAGUGGUAUUUUAUGUGUUAGUUUUACUAAUUUCAAAUUAUUGAUCUUUAAAAUGAUCUCCACUCGGAAUCAGGAAGUUGUCAAGAAGAAGAUGGCAAGUAGAACUUCAGUGCCUUUUCCACUAGCCAGUUAUGAACUGGAAUUUGCCGAAUCCAUUCAACACCCAGAAAGAUUUUGGGCCAAAGUAGGUCAAUAUGUAACAUGGUCCAAACCAUGGAAGAGGGUGUUGGACAACACGUACGAACCUUUUACGAAGUGGUUUGUGGGAGGAGAACUGAACGCCUGUUAUAAUGCUGUAGAUCGACAUGUAGAAGCAGGCAAAGGUGACAAAGUUGCCUUAAUUUAUGACUCCCCUCUACUGGGUAUUGUACGAAAAAUCACAUACUUUGAGCUACAAGAAAAAGUCUCAAAACUUGGUGGCUUGCUGCAAAGGUUAGGGGUUAGUAAAGGAGACAAAGUCAUCAUAUAUAUGCCUCUCAUCCCAGAAACGAUUAUGGCCAUGUUAGCAGUUGCGAGGAUAGGAGCAGUACACUCGGUAGUCUUUGGGGGUUUCGCCGCAAAUGAAUUAUGUAUAAGGAUCCAGCACGCAGAACCAAAAGUGAUAAUAGCAGCCAGUUGUGGAAUAGAACCCAGUCGCGUAGUCAAUUACAUAACUGAACUGAACGAGGCCAUUGCUUUAUCCAGCCACAAGCCGUCAAAAUGUAUAAUUUAUCAAAGGAAAGGAGUAGAGAUCGGAGAUCUGGAUCCAGACAGAGAUAUGGAUUGGGAAGAAGCAAUCAAAAAUUGUGAAAGUGCUCCUUGUAUACCUGUAGAUGCCAACGAUCCCUUAUAUAUACUGUAUACAUCAGGAACAACAGGGGAACCAAAAGGUAUCAUCAGACCGAUUGGAGGCCACCUCUGCACUCUUGUAUAUAACUUAAAGACUUUAUACGGCCUUACUCCAGACGAUGUAUGGUGGGCCACCAGUGACUUUGGAUGGGUUGUUGGACAUUCUUUUAUGUGUUAUGGUCCUCUAUGUUACGGAAUGACGAGUGUAGUUUAUGAAGGAAAACCCACAACUACUCCGGAUCCCAGUUCUUACUACAGGAUAAUAAACGACUACAAAGUUAACGGAAUCUUCUCGGUACCUACGGCAAUGCGACUUCUAAAGCAGACCGAUCCAGAAGGAAAAUAUGGCAUGGAAUACGAUCUUUCCAGUUUAAGACAACUAUGGUUGGCCGGGGAACAUUUGGAUUACAAUACGAAACUGUGGACGGAAAGAAUGUUUGGAGCUCCUGUUAUAAACCACUGGUGGCAAACAGAGACUGGUUCUGGAAUAACAGGAAUGUGUGCCGGAUUAAAGAACCCUUGCCCUGCUACUGAUCUCACUGUUGGACUUCCCUUCCCAGGUUUUAAUGUAAAAGUAUUACGAAAAGAUGGCACAGACGCAGAUACCAAUGAAUUGGGACGAGUCGCUAUUAAGCUACCAUUACCUCCUGGAACCUUAUCAACACUGUACAGAGCCGAGGAAAGAUUUGUCAAAACAUACUUCAGUAAAUUCUCAGGAUACUACGACACAAUGGACGCCGGAUACGUAGAUAAAGACGGCCUGAUAUACGUAACUGCUAGAGCUGAUGACGUCAUCAAUGUCGCUGGACAUAGAUUAUCUACUUUAGCUCUGGAGAAUAUCAUUCUCUCCCAUCCCGAAGUGGGAAUGGCCUGCGUGAUUUCAGUACCGGAUGAGAUUAAGAGUGAAGUUCCUCUCUGCUUAUUUGUUAUGAAAGAAGAUUCUGAUCAAAGUGAUGUCAGCGUUUCCAAGGAAUUAGUCAGUAUGGUCCGAGAAAAAUUAGGACCAGUGGCUGCCUUUAAAUUAGCAAUCCCUACCAGAGGACUUCCCUUAACUAGAUCAGGAAAAAUCUGUCGAAAAUCUUUGGCGGAUUUGGCAAGAAAUAAACUCAAAAAGAUAUCUGCAACAGUCGUCGAUCCUACUGUUUACAAGGACAUUGAGGAGGUACUGAGGAAAUACGGAUAUUGCAACGCAGUAGAUUAAAAUAUGUGAAAAAUUAGUUAAAAAUUUUUAUUUAAUAUAAAGUAUUAUUUUUCAAGAGUUGUCUAUAUACCAAAAUUCCUAAUUAGUAAAUUUGUAAGAAAACUAGUUAAAAUAUUAUUAGAAGUAAUAAAGUAUAAGUAAUUUUAA
Molecule: messenger RNA, 2382 nt
Organism: Diabrotica virgifera virgifera (western corn rootworm)
Lineage: Eukaryota; Metazoa; Arthropoda; Insecta; Coleoptera; Chrysomelidae
Product: acyl-CoA synthetase short-chain family member 3, mitochondrial
Exons: 12
Coding region: 259-2235 (658 amino acids)
Source: RefSeq, a predicted model, not a curated record